ACACACACACACACACACACACACCUAUAUCUGUAUGAGGUAUGAACACUUGUUCACAUCCUAAUAUUUCGUGUUUGUAUUUUAAAUCUGUGUAUUUUUACAUCUAAACUUUUAUUUUGUAUAAUACUCGAGUUCAUCAGAUGUUUUCCAGCUUUUAUUUUGUUAAUACAACUGGGAGUUUAGACAGGAAGUGUGGGCGUGUCCUGCAGGUACUACAUCAACACCUCCAGCAUUAAGCUGGCCUUCACCGGCUGCUCCUCCCACUGCUACAGAGAGGUGGAGGUGAAGACCUGCUGUCCCGGCUUCUGGGGUCCAGACUGCACGGAGUGCACGUGUGUUUAUGGUCUCUGUGAUUCUGGACUGAAGGGGGACGGUCGAUGCACUUGCUUCUCUGGAUACAAAGGACCAAACUGUGACCAAGAGUUACCUGAAUGUGCAGCUCUGAACUGUCCCCUAAACUCUAGCUGUGUGGAAGAAGCUCUGACAGGAAAGCUGGUGUGUCGAUGUAAACCUGGCUACCAGAGAUCAGGAGAUCAGUGUCUGUCCAUAAACCCAUGUCUUCAGUCCGUGUGCCAUGUCCAUGCUUCCUGUAUCCACACUGGUCCAAAUCAGCAUGUGUGCACCUGCAGAGAGGGCUACAGCGGGGACGGGAGGGUCUGCAUGGCAGUUGAUCCGUGUCAAACCCAAAACGGAGGUUGUUCCCCUAAGUCUGCACACUGCGUUUAUGAUGGACCAGGGAAGUCCCACUGCGAGUGUCUUCCUGGUUUUGGACAACUGUCUGGUGGUUCCUGCAGCCUGAAGGAUGCCUGCAAACCCACUUCCUGCCACCAGAACGCCAACUGUACCACAGUGGGACUGGAUCAAGUCCAGUGCACCUGUCUUCAGGGCUAUGUUGGGAAUGGGAACCAGUGUUUUGGGAACAUCAUGGAGCGUCUGAACGAACUGAACACAAAACCCAGAGGACAGUGGAGGGGUCAGCUGAGCAACGCCAUCUCUCUGUUCAGCUCUCUGUCGUGGUCUCUGCAGAACCUGGGUCCUUUCACCAUUUUCGUCCCGGUCACUAAAGGCUUCAGAGGAGUUUCUGUGAAAGCUCUGACUGCAGAACCGUCUGAAGCUAAACACCUGCUGAACCUGCACCUGGCUGCUGGACACAUCUCCUCUGAAGUUCUGCAGAGAACAGAGCUUUUCUACACUCUGACAGGAAAAUCAGCUGAGGUGGACACCACGGGAAGUGAAACYAAAAUCCGUAUCCAUGGCAGCAAGAAGAAAGGCACCAUCAUCCAGUCUGACCUGGUGGCGUCCAACGGSAUGAUCCAUCUCAUCAACAAGCUGAUGGACAGCGUGUCCCCCAGUGUCCAGAGCAACCAGGACGAGAACCUGAUGAAGAUCAUCUCUGACAAYGCAAAAUUCCACAAGUUCAAGUCUUUACUGGAGAAAACUGAUUUGGCUGCAAUGAUGGACCUUCCUGGACCCAUGACUGUCUUUGCACCAACAGCUGCAGCGUUUGACGCAAUGAAGGACGGACACCUUCAGUUCCUCAGCAGUGAAGAUGGUCACAGCAAGCUGCUGGAGUUCCUCAGGAACCACAUUGUCCCAUCUGUGGAGCUGGAUGUUUAUAACUUGGUGUCCCGCCCCACGAUUGUGACAAUGGCCAAUCAGAUCCUGACCAUCAAUGUGAACGAGCAGGGUCAGAUUCGGGUCAACAACAUGGCCGCUGUCCUCGAGAGCACCGUGGUUGCUAAAAACGGACAUCUGUAUGUGAUGGGUGGAGUUCUGACUCCGCCCUCCAUUGAACCUGUCCUGCCCCACAGGUGUGACAUCACAGAGACUAAGACCAUCCCGGGUCCGUGUGUGAGCUGUUCUAAAGUCACCCUGUUGAGGUGUUCCUCUGGAGUCUACACGGGCCACACCUACGGAUGUCCCUACACCAAGUCCAUCAGUCCACCCCUCAGGUUCUCCCUCAGAGGAUGUUCUCCAAUCUGCAACACAAACGUCACGACUCGGGCGUGCUGUAAAGGUUUCUAUGGUCCAGACUGCUCUCCAUGUCCAGGUGGAUUUCAGACACCUUGCUCCGGACAUGGACAGUGUGUGGAGGGCAUUGGAGGAAACGGAUCCUGUCUCUGUGAGGACAACUUCAGGGGUUCUCACUGUCAGUACUGCUCCGCCUCCAAGAAAUACGGUCCCAACUGUGACACAACCUGCCCCUGUAUCCAUGGACAGUGUGACAGCCGUCCGGACUCAGACGGUCGGUGUAAACCGGGCUCCUGUCUCCAGGGUUUCACGGGUCUGUUCUGCGAUCGACAGACGUCUCCCUGCGGCACUCUGGCCCAGUUCUGCCACGCCCAUGCUGACUGUGACUUCAGUGAUGGAUCCACCAGGUGUGUCUGUAAAGCUGGUUUCCAGGGUGAUGGGAUCACCUGUGUGGAGUCAGAUCCCUGUGCUCCUCCUCUCAGAGGCGGCUGCAGCAUCAGUGCUAAAUGUAUAAAGACUGGCCCGAGUACACACACCUGUCAGUGUCUGAGUGGAUGGACAGAGGACGGAGAUGGGUGUCAACCAAUCAACAACUGCCAUGGUCCUGACAGAGGAGGCUGCCAUGUCAACGCCACCUGCAUCUAUGUUGGACCGGGGCAGAGUGACUGCAGCUGUAAGCCCGGAUACAAAGGAACCGGGUUCUUCUGUGAGCCCGUCAACCAAUGUGUGACUGAGACUGGGGGCUGUCACUACCUGGCCAGCUGUCAUCUCCUGUCCUCAGGGUGGAGGUGUGUCUGUGAUGAUGGGUAUGUUGGAAACGGACUUCUGUGUUUCGGUUCAGUUCAACAGGAGCUGAUGACUCUACCCAAUGCCUCAGAUUUCUUUAUCUGGACCUCAGGGUCUGGUCUGUCCAGUUCUUUGUCUGAUCAGAACGUCACUCUUUUGGUUCCAACAUCUGCUGCCAUCAGUAAAAUGUCCUCAGAGGACAGAUCCUUCUGGACAAUGAAGGGGAACCUGCCAAGCCUCAUCAGAAACCACAUGAUCUCUGGAAUCUACCCUCUGUCUGAACUCAAACACAAGUCCUCUGUCAUGUCUCUGCUGUCCGCAGGACUUCCUGUUUCUACCAGAGACCAGAUGACAUCUGUUGGUGGAGCAACCAUCAUCACUUCAGAUGUAGCUGCGACCAACGGCUUGAUUCACCUCAUAGACCAGGUUCUAGUUCCUGACAGGAAGCUAAGUGAAGGUCUGCUGGCGACGCUUGCUCUCAGACCCGAGUUCUCACUCUUCAGAUCCUAUCUAAUUACUUAUAAUCUGACUGAUGAGAUCCAGCGGGCUGAUGAAUUCACCGUCUUCGCUCCAACCAAUGAUGCCAUCAACAACUUCCUGCAGAAGAUGGACGCCACAUUCCUGGACAUUAACAUGACUCGGUAUCAUGUGGUGAUACCGGAGCGACUGUUGAAGACUGACCUUCAGCGAGGAGGAUACAAACAGACUCUUCUGGGCUUUUCCUUCCAGCUGAGGAUCCACCUUCGAGACGGAAAGCUGUUGGUGAACGAGGCUCAGAUCAACUCCUCCAACAUCCUGUGUGAUAAAGGAGUGAUCCACGGUCUGUCCUCUGUUCUGCACAUCAACAGGAACCGCUGCGACAGACUCUCAAACCUGAGCGUGCAGGGUCCUUGUGGAAACUGUUUGUUCCGUCAGACUAAAGCCUGUCCCAACAACACCGUUCCAGACAAGUCGGUCAGGAUGAAGAAGUGCAUCUUUCGACAGAACGUGGAGGGAGAACUCCUGCUGAGCAUCGGCUGCACAGUGACCUGCACUCAGAAGAACCUGGAACCCAGGUGCUGCCAGGGUUUCUAUGGGGAGCACUGUGAGCCGUGUCCCGGUCCGAUGGGCCAGCCCUGCUUUGGUAACGGGCCGUGUUCUGAUGGGAUCAACGGUUCUGGUCUCUGUAGCUGUGAGAAAGGCUUCAACGGGACGGCCUGUGAGACGUGUCAGAGAGGACAUUACGGAGUCCACUGUGAUCAAGAGUGUCGCUGUCAGAAGGGACGCUGCAGCGAAGGUCAAGACGGAGACGGAACCUGCGAGUGUGACGUGGACUGGAGAGGCAUCCACUGUGACGAAAAGGUUGAAUCCAGGCUUGAUGAUCUGUGUGGGUCAGUCAGGUGUCACAGCAGCGCAAACUGCGUGAUUCAGCCGUCUGGACCCCAGUGUCUCUGCGCUGCUGGCUUUGAGGGAAAUGGAACCUUCUGUAAAGCUGUGGACCCAUGUCUGGUAAAUAACGGCGGCUGCAGUCUGGAGGCGGUCUGUAAACGGACUCGACCUGGUCUCAGGGACUGCGUCUGUAAGAAGGGCUUUGUUGGAGAUGGACUGGUGUGUGUUGAGAUCAAUCCAUGUCUGGAGGGAAACGGAGGUUGCCAUGCUGAUGCAGACUGUCUUCAUGUUGGGCCGAACAAAACCUCCUGUACCUGUAGAAAAGGUUUCUCUGGAGAUGGACAGAACUGUUCCGUCAUCAACUUGUGCAAAACGAAAAAUGGCGGCUGCCACAGAUAUGCUGUUUGCAAUAUGACGAAACCAGGAAGUCGAUCCUGCACCUGCGCCAAUAAUUACAUAGGAGAUGGUUUGAAGUGCAAAGGCACCGUGGACAAGGAGAUGAGGUUGAAGGGGCUGACCAGCUUUUACUACGGUCUGAUGAUCGUGGAGAUCUCUCUGCAGGGUCGUGGUCCAUUCACCGUCUUUGCUCCAACUGCUGAGGCUUUGAAAUCUAAUGCUUCAUCCAUGAUGAAAUCUUUAGCCAAUCGUAAAGACAUUUACUCCAACUUUCUGCGCGGUCACAUCGUCAUGUGUCGSAUGUUGAUGCCUGCAGACCUGAGCCGACCCCAAAAUCUGACAUCAUUGUCCGGAGCUGUCCUGACGACUGGCUUCACCCAGGGAACAAUCACCAUCAAUGGGGUGAAUGUGACCAACAGYGAUGACGUCAGUGUUAAUGGCAUCAUCCAUCAAAUCGAUGCCCUUCUGUCUACACCCAACUAUGACAACCUUCUUUUUGUUCCUGACCCAACAGAACUGAAUCUGACAGAUGUGGCUCAGAUUCAUGGUUAUAAAACCUUCUACAAACUUCUGGAGGACACAGGCAUGAUGGACCUGAUGGAURAAAUGGUUUAUAAACCCGUCACUGUCUUCCUGCCUUCUGAUGCUGUCAUGGCUUCUCUCCCACAAGAACAGAAGGACUUCCUGUUCCACCAACACAACCGAAAGCAGCUGCUGGAGUACCUGAAGUACCACGUUCUGAUAGGCCAAAAGGUUUACGCUGAAGGACUGAUCUAUCUGGAAUCAGGUCGGACUCUGCAAGGUUCUUCGCUCUCCUUCUCCUGCGGCGGGUCAAAAAGUAUUGGAGAAAUUUUCAUAAACGACGGAUCAUGUCGGAUCAUCCAAAGACAUCUCUUAUUUAAAGCAGGGAUUGUGUACGGGAUUGAUUGCCUACUGACUCCRCCCAGUCUUGGAGGUCGCUGUGAUGAACAGAAAAUCUUGGAUUUUAAAAUGAGCUGUGGCCCCUGUAAGGCCUCUUUCACUCGUUGUCCUGGUGGGACCAUCAAGAAGGAGGUUCUGAACUGUGAUCUUCCCACAAUGUUCAUCAGUAAAAACUCGGGCUGUCAACCCAUCUGCACGCUCAAUUUCUGGAACCCAAAGUGUUGCCAUGGGUACUAUGGACGAGACUGUCUGGUCUGUCCUGGAGGAGUUCACUCUCCCUGCAGUAACAGAGGUAAAUGUGACGACGGUCACCUUGGUAACGGUACCUGCACCUGCAACGCCGGGUUCCAGGGAACGGCCUGUGAGCUCUGCAGCAGUGGCUUCUUUGGACCCACCUGCAAAGCCUGUAACUGCUCAGAACACGGCUCAUGUGAGGACGGGCGAAGAGGAACCGGUCUGUGUUUCUGUGAGGARGGAUGGACCGGAGAGCGUUGUGACGUUCAGCAAAAGGUGAAGUGUGAGUGUAAACCAGGUUAUGCUGGAGAUGGUUUCAGCUGUUCAGGAAACCUGCUGCAAGUCCUCAGAUCUACACCCACCUUCUCCAACUUCUUCACUCAAAUCCUGAACUUCUCUGAAGUGUCUGAGUCSGGUCAGCACUUCCUGAAGCGACUCAGUAACCUGCAGGUCCAGUCGACCCUGUUUGUUCCUGAUAACAGUGGACUAGCAGAAAACCAGACUCUGUCCCAGCGGGACAUUGAGUUCCACCUGUCCGAGGGUCUGGCUCUCCCUCUCAGCCAGCUGAAGAACGGCAGCCGCAUCAACACCCGUGUCGGCAGUCUGACCGUCCUUGGAGUCAGCGAUCUGUUUGACCCCACGGCUCAGACUUCCUGUUUCAUCAACAACCGCUUCAUCACCGAUGCUGACAUUCCGGCCUCUAAUGGGGUCAUCCAUGUCCUGCAGGGACCUCUGGAGGCUCCACCUCCCCAUCAGCAGAUGAAGGCGACACAACAGGCAGGGAUGGGGUUCGGGGUGGUUCUGCUGAUAGUUCUGGUGGUUGGGAUCGUAUUUGUUGGAUAUCGUUUCUACAGCCGGAACACCAAACCGUUCCGGUUCCACUACUUCAAGAUGCUGAGUCGUGAUCCAGAUGCU
Austrofundulus limnaeus is the source of this 6591-nucleotide messenger RNA. It is a transcript of the gene stab2, whose product is annotated as stabilin 2. The record is from RefSeq and is a predicted model, not a curated record. NCBI's taxonomy places the organism in Eukaryota, Metazoa, Chordata, Actinopteri, Cyprinodontiformes, Rivulidae. Gene Ontology annotation, molecular function: hyaluronic acid binding; calcium ion binding. Gene Ontology annotation, biological process: cell adhesion.